ACGAACAGAUUGACGUCACGUGACAGGAGCGCACGCGCUCUCUGAUGACGUGUGAACAGUGCGCCGCUGAGGAACUCCAUUCAGGUUUUGCUGUGUAAUAUCUGAUAGAGCUGCACUGCUAGUCCACUUACUGAACGGAGUGUGUUUAAUAGACCUGGACUCAGUCUGAAAUAUGGAAUACCUGAUCGGGAUUCAGGGGCCGGACUUUGUGCUGGUGGCGGCGGAUAAUGUCGCGGCCAGCAGUAUAAUCCAGAUGAAACACGAUUAUGACAAGAUGUUCAAGCUGAGCGAGAAGAUCCUGCUGCUGUGUGUGGGAGAAGCCGGAGACACCGUACAGUUCGCAGAAUACAUCCAGAAGAAUGUCCAGCUUUACAAAAUGAGAAAUGGAUAUGAGCUCAGUCCAGCAGCUGCUGCCAACUUCACCAGGAAAAACCUCGCAGAUUAUCUGCGGAGUCGGACUCCGUACCAUGUGAACCUGCUCCUGGCGGGAUAUGAUGAGGCCGACGGUCCGGGACUUUACUAUAUGGAUCACCUGUCAGCUCUCGCCAAAGCUCCCUUCGCCGCACACGGAUACGGUGCCUUCCUCACCCUCUCCAUCCUGGACCGAUACUACAGACCAGAUCUGACUCGUGAGGAGGCUGUGGAUCUGCUGAAGAAGUGUUUAGAGGAGCUCAACAAACGUUUCAUCCUGAACCUGCCUUCUUUCACCGUCCGUUUGAUCGACAAAGACGGCAUCCACGACAUGGAGAAGCUUCCCGUUGGCGCCAAAUGAGCAUCUUCUGUUAUUCCCCUCUAGUCACUCUUUUGUACUGCAAAUGUAACCCUCUGUGAUCUAAUAAAACAUUGACCGUCUGUUAA
Molecule: messenger RNA, 858 nt
Organism: Ctenopharyngodon idella (grass carp)
Lineage: Eukaryota; Metazoa; Chordata; Actinopteri; Cypriniformes; Xenocyprididae
Gene: psmb2
Product: proteasome 20S subunit beta 2
Exons: 6
Coding region: 173-772 (199 amino acids)
Biological process (GO): proteasomal protein catabolic process
Cellular component (GO): proteasome core complex, beta-subunit complex; cytosol; nucleus
Molecular function (GO): peptidase activity
Source: RefSeq, a predicted model, not a curated record